This is a messenger RNA of Polypterus senegalus (gray bichir), 1470 nucleotides long. Its product is annotated as sulfotransferase 1C2-like. Gene Ontology annotation, biological process: sulfation. Gene Ontology annotation, molecular function: sulfotransferase activity. The record is from RefSeq and is a predicted model, not a curated record. NCBI's taxonomy places the organism in Eukaryota, Metazoa, Chordata, Cladistia, Polypteriformes, Polypteridae. Gene Ontology annotation, cellular component: cytoplasm. The transcript has 8 exons. Bases 319 to 1260 code for a protein of 313 amino acids.
UUCCAUGUGGAAGUUGCCCUAUAAAAUCAGGUGUGAUCUUUUUAGUCAGUUUAUGUCAGAACGUUAAAAUGGAUUUGAAGGUACAUGAGGACCCAGGGUUGCAGUUUUGAUCGGCACGUCAAUUGCUUUUAAAAUCUGUUAUCUCAGACCAGUUAUGACAUGGACAGUAAAAAAAAUUGUUAACCAGGAACUUUGUUUGAUCGGUGUGGCCAAAGUCCAUCAGUCUUAUUAUUCUGCACGACACAUUCAGGGGAUCAGAAGACAGCACAGCAGUCGGGACGUCAGAGGGGUCAGCAGCAGGACCCUCACUUUAGCACAAUGUCUCAGUCACCUGGCGCUCCUCGUCAUGAAGCCUGCAAUUCAGGGCCCAAACAUCCAGCCAGAAAACCUCAGUGUGAGAGACUUUGUGAGAUAAGAGGUGUUCCAUUCCUCUCAUCCAUGUGUGAAAUCUUUGACAAGGUAGAAAAGUUCCAGGCCAAAGCAGACGACAUUUUAAUAGCCACCUACCCCAAGGCAGGUACCACCUGGAUGAUUGAAAUCGUGGACAGCAUUCGCCAAGGUGGCAUCACAAAAGAAAUCAAAACCAUCCCCAGCCACGAGCGCGCCCCAUAUCUAGAGAUGAACAGCCAGGAGAUGAUUCCGGCAGGUCUGGACCUUCUGGAGACAAUGCCGUCUCCUCGACUUGUGAAAACUCAUCUUCCAUUCCAAUUGGUGCCGCAGUCCUUCUGGGACAAAGGGUGCAAGGUGAUUUAUGUUGCCCGGAAUGCCAAGGAUGUCCUCGUUUCAUACUACUUCUUCCAGAAGACGUUCACUCAUCUGCCAAAUACAGCCAGCUGGGAUGACUUCUUUGAGAGCUUUCUGUCAGGAAAUGUGGCAUGUGGCUCCUGGUUUGAUCACGUGACAGGCUGGUGGGACGUCAGGGAAAAGCACCAGAUCCUCUAUGUCUUUUAUGAGGACAUCUUGCAGGACCCAACAAGGGAAGUGGAGAGGUUGGCACAUUUUCUGGGUCACACACUAGACAAAGGCAAGAUUCAGGAAAUCGUGAAGCACACCUCCUUCAACAUGAUGAAGGACAACCCCAUGACUAACGCCAGCAUACUACCCACCAGUAUUCUGGACCUGAGCAUCUCGCCCUUCAUAAGAAAAGGCCAAGUGGGAGACUGGAAGAACUACUUCACUGUGGCUCAGAAUGAAAGGUUCGAGGAGGAGUACAGGCGGCGAAUGGCCGGAACAUCACUGCGGUUCAGAACGGAGCUCUGAGCUGGGGAGCGGACACAUCUGUCUUACGGCGCUUUGGUGCCCUCUGCUGGACAUCUAGGGCAUCGUUUAUAAGUUUAGGAUCUAGGAUUUGAAUACAUGGAGACAUAACUCGGUGUUGCUUUGAUCUAAAUGUGGAAAAAGUCAUCCAAUCUGCUUCCUAGUGGAUUUACAGUACAACUAAAGAUACUUAUGUUGAAUAAAUGAUUGAAA